AUGACCACGGUGGUGCACGAUUCAGGGGUGCGGCCGUUCUUUGAGCAGAAAGUGCAAGAGACGGAAUUGCUCAUCAGGGCCAAGUCUGAGAACGUGCGGAGGUUGGAGGCUCAGAGGAACACUUUGAACGAGCGGGUACGGUUCAUCAAAGAUGAGUUGCGGUUGCUGCAGGAGCCCGGGUCGUACGUUGGGGAGGUGCUCAAGGUCAUCUCAGACACGAAGGUGCUCGUUAAAGUGCAGCCGGAGGGGAAGUACAUCGUCGACGUGGCCAAGGAUAUCAACGUGAAGGAACUCAAAGUCUCGCAGCGGGUGUGUCUCAAGAGUGACUCGUACAUGCUGCACAAAGUGCUGGAGAACAAAGCGGACCCGCUUGUCUCGCUUAUGAUGGUCGAGAAGGUCCCCGAUUCCACUUACGACAUGGUCGGUGGGCUUACGAAACAGAUUAAAGAGAUCAAAGAGGUCAUUGAGUUGCCCGUGAAGCACCCAGAACUGUUCGAGUCCCUAGGGAUUGCACAACCCAAGGGGGUCAUCCUUUAUGGUCCACCGGGUACGGGUAAGACUUUGCUAGCUAGAGCAGUGGCUCACCACACGGACUGUAAGUUCAUCCGUGUCAGUGGUGCGGAGCUCGUGCAGAAGUACAUCGGUGAGGGGUCCCGUAUGGUCCGUGAACUGUUUGUCAUGGCCCGUGAACACGCGCCCUCGAUCAUCUUCAUGGACGAGAUCGACUCCAUCGGGUCCAGCAGAGUCGAGUCCUCCAGCGGUGGUGGAGGAGGUGGGGACUCCGAGGUCCAGCGGACCAUGCUCGAGUUGCUCAACCAACUCGACGGGUUCGAGACGUCCAAGAACAUCAAGAUCAUCAUGGCGACGAACAGACUAGAUAUCCUGGACCCAGCACUGCUCAGACCGGGUAGAAUCGACAGGAAGAUAGAGUUCCCAGCACCAACACUCGCGGCAAGGACGGAGAUUCUCAGAAUACACUCCCGUAAGAUGAAUCUCACCCGUGGGAUCAACCUCCGCAAGAUCGUAGAGAAGAUGAACGGGUGCUCUGGUGCAGACGUCAAGGGGGUCUGCACAGAGGCAGGCAUGUACGCCCUAAGAGAACGCAGAAUACACGUCACGCAGGAGGACUUUGAACUCGCAGUCGGGAAAGUCAUGAACAGAAACUCGGAAAUGGCCAUCUCACAGGCAAAACUGUUCAAGUAA
Huiozyma naganishii CBS 8797 is the source of this 1203-nucleotide messenger RNA. RefSeq names its product proteasome regulatory particle base subunit RPT6 (gene RPT6). Gene Ontology annotation, cellular component: proteasome regulatory particle, base subcomplex. NCBI's taxonomy places the organism in Eukaryota, Fungi, Ascomycota, Saccharomycetes, Saccharomycetales, Saccharomycetaceae. The record is from RefSeq and is a predicted model, not a curated record. Gene Ontology annotation, molecular function: ATP hydrolysis activity; proteasome-activating activity; ATP binding. Bases 1 to 1203 code for a protein of 400 amino acids. Gene Ontology annotation, biological process: proteasome-mediated ubiquitin-dependent protein catabolic process. The transcript has a single exon.